This is a messenger RNA of Budorcas taxicolor (takin), 1053 nucleotides long. RefSeq names its product chromosome 22 C18orf54 homolog (gene C22H18orf54). The record is from RefSeq and is a predicted model, not a curated record. The transcript has 7 exons. Bases 1 to 1053 code for a protein of 350 amino acids. Lineage: Eukaryota; Metazoa; Chordata; Mammalia; Artiodactyla; Bovidae.
AUGGCAAAAUCAAAUACAAAACACAGAGUUUGUUCUCGGCAAUCUUCAGUAUCUUCUCUGUUAAGCUGCAACCUGAAUGGCAGUAAUUCCUCUAACUCUGGCGCUUUUCAAUAUAAGGAUAAACUGUACAGUUCUGCAUCUCAGGCUCUACAGGCCUAUAUUGAUGAUUUUGAUCUAAGCCAAAUGUGUCUUGGGGCAAGCACUGGAAAGAGUAACAUUGUUAAAUGUCCUGCUAAUAUGCCGGACUUCUCCAAUUACAUUUGUAAACCAAACAAUGCUUUUGAAAAUCUUGAUGACAAAAGACAUUUAUCCUUAUCCUAUAGAGGACAGACUCUUAAUGACAUAGACUCCAUUAGUCUAACAACUGAUGAUCUGUUAAAGCUUCCAGCAGAUGGAUCAUUUUCUUUCACUUAUUUUGAAUCAGGUCACGGAAGUAGCAAGAAAAACAGGAAACACAUUGGAAGACUGAGUUCAUCUGACAGAGAAAAGAAUCAGAAUUUUCGAGAACCAACUGCUCUCCAGGGUGACAAAAUUGAAUUGCUUAUCCUGAAGGCCAAGAGAAAUCUAGAGCAUUGUACUGAAGAGUUACCAAAGUCUAUGAAAAAGGAUGACAGUCCUUGUUCAUUAGAUAAACUUGAAGCGGAAAGAUCAUGGGAAAAUAUUCCUGUUACUUUCAAAUCUCCUGUUCCUGUUAACACUGAUGAUAGUCCUCAAGAAAUUCCAAAGACAAAGUAUGCUAAUGAAUUCCUUGAAGAUUUUUUAAAUGAUGAUAAUCAGAGCUGUACCCUUUCUGGAGGGAAACAUCAUGGACCUGUUGAAGCCCUGAAGCAAAUGUUAUUUAAUCUUCAGGCAGUGCAAGAAAGUUUCAAUCAGAAUAAAACUACAGAGCCAAAAGGAGAAAUUAAACAAAUCUCAGAAGAUGAUCUCUCUAAGUUACAGUUGAAGGAAAGUAUGGCUCCUAUUACUAGGUCACUUCAAAAGGCUUUGCACCAUUUAUCUCGCCUGAGAGACCUGGUUGAUGAUACCAGUGGGAAACAGUCACCGAAAAUAUGA